Messenger RNA from Microbotryum saponariae, 186 nucleotides. Lineage: Eukaryota; Fungi; Basidiomycota; Microbotryomycetes; Microbotryales; Microbotryaceae. The record is from the annotation of a GenBank genome assembly.
AUGAGCGCAACAACUGUCACGAAUGGGAAUUUUGCCACUCCAAGUUCGGCCUCUCAGCAUCCACGUCAUCCGCGUGACUUCAGCCUUCCCGCACCUCGGACCUCCUCUCCCCGCUUCGGCACCUGCACUGCCUUCUUCUCCUCCCACUAUACGCUCACAACCCUCUCGCCCCCGACUCUUACAUGA